ACAUACGUCAUAUUUAGCUUGGGUAUUGGUAAGUGUUGAUAACGGAGAACGAUAGCUUUAACAACAUGUUGACGAAGCUAUAAAUAGGGAAGAAUGAAAAUUAUUACAACAGAAUAUUUUCGGGAAUUUAAGAAAUACCUCUAAAUCAACGUAUUUAUAAAGCCGUCUUACCAUAUGAAGACUUAGCAGGAUUUCAGAUGAGACCACGUGCCCAUGUACACAGCAACAACAGGAACAAAACACGUGUAUAAACGUGUAAAACGUUUCUAAUAUUUACAUUUAUACUUCGUACACAUUCAGAACUCUAUUGCGAAUUCAUGUGCCUUUGAAGAUGGAAAACGCAAACGGAAGCGUAAAUACUAACUCACCAUUGACAACAAAUACAACAAUAGCCACAUCAUUACUAGUGAAUAUUUCAUCAUAUAUCUAUGAGAGCCCUACAACCACUCUUGUAAUAGUUAACAAUACAACUCCUUCACGACAAACAAUGUCGGAGUCAACAACUAUCUCUCACGAUGGUAGGGAAAAUGACUAUAGUUACAUCUACGAAAAUUACAGCUAUGAUUACGGCGACGAAUACAUGUAUCCUGGGUACUCAUUUGAAAGACCAGUGUACUUAUAUAUUUGGGAAAUACUGGUCAUUUUCGUUUUCCUUGUGAACGUCAUCGUUAUAUCUGUAUUGCUGCGCAGAAAGAUGCGCAAUGCAACAAAUAUGAUUCUCGCUGCAAUUGCAAUUUCUGAUUCAUUGACUGGACUUGUUACUUUGCCGAGUUACAUCAUGGUAUAUCAGAGAUAUGACCCACUUCCAGACUAUAGUGAUUAUGUUCAUGAAAAUGCCAACCUGUCAGCUGAUUUGAACCAAACAGAUUACGAAAGUUUUGCUUACUCUUAUGACUAUCAAGGUGGCUUCGGGAGCAACGCUUCGGACGCAUAUCAAUAUGAUUACGUAGGAACACAGGAACCCAUUGAUGGAUACAUUCUUACAAAGAGUCUAUGUCGUGGAUUUAUGAUCUCGAAGUAUUUCUUGUCCAAAUCAUUUCAUACGGUAUCAAUAUUCCUUACAUUAUUCCUUGGCAUUCAGAGAUACGUGUCUGUCGCGUUCCCCUUCAAGUCCCAGUCCCUAUUCAGCGAAUUGAAAACAAUUAUAUGGUGCGUGGUUAUUUUCGUUUUGUCUCCAGUUCUUCAUUCGUACCAUCUAGGAAGUGAAAAGGCAUCAAACGGACUUUGUCAGUGGGAGUUGACUGAGGAUGGUUGCGGAGGUGGCUGUUUGUACCUGUGGUUUGCUUUCUUUAUACGCCAUCUGAUACCAUGCGUCACACUCCUAAUCUUCACGGGACUUUUUAUCCGACAGUUACGUCUGGGAGAACGGAACCUUCGUAGAAUGGACAGCAAUGCGUCGCAAUUGUCAAGACGAGUAGAGGAAAAUCGCCGCAUUUCUGUAAUUGUAACGGCCAUUGUUAUUGUGUUCCUAAUACCGGAAAUACCUUACGGUAUUUUCUUGCUCUAUAACGCCGUAGAGAAAGCUGCGAAUAAUGGUAAGAACAUCGACUUGGAAACCAACAGAGCAAUCCAUAUGUCAUACGAAUUAUUACUUGUACUGUCAUUCCACGCAAAUUUCUACAUAUAUACAUUUUUGAAUAGGAAGUUUCGCAAAUGUCUAUACAGGACAUUUGUUAAGCCUGUCCAGAGAGCUGUCGGAGAUCCCAGAAGGCUUUCGAUUUCUAGAACGUCUUCAACGUCUCACAGAACGACAACACGGAAAACGGAAUGUCAUAGUUCCAAAAGUGGGCAAGAGAUGCAUUUCAUACAUAGAGGAAGUUCAGAUAAAACUGGGACACUGGAAACCAAAUUCAUGGAGUCAUUUUCAGUUGAUAUUACCCAAAGCUCGCACCAAGAUAAUCAUGAGCUUGAAGCAUUGAAUGCAAAAGUUUAGGGAUAUAUGUGGCAUACGACAGCAUUUUUCGAGUUCUUGACACAUAAUGUUGAAACUACUCAACGAUUCUAAUUAGGUUCCGAUGAAAGACUUAGGAAAAAGUGUGUUAUGCAAAGCACAUGCACAUAUCAAAUUUACGACAUUGAUAUUAUGUCUUGUAAUGGGAAUGAACCAUAAUAACUUUAUUAAACGUUAGAGUUUA
Molecule: messenger RNA, 2135 nt
Organism: Mercenaria mercenaria
Lineage: Eukaryota; Metazoa; Mollusca; Bivalvia; Venerida; Veneridae
Exons: 2
Coding region: 332-1933 (533 amino acids)
Biological process (GO): G protein-coupled receptor signaling pathway
Cellular component (GO): membrane
Molecular function (GO): G protein-coupled peptide receptor activity
Source: RefSeq, a predicted model, not a curated record